Hyposmocoma kahamanoa is the source of this 1155-nucleotide messenger RNA. Its product is annotated as putative odorant receptor 85d. Gene Ontology annotation, cellular component: plasma membrane. Gene Ontology annotation, biological process: sensory perception of smell; detection of chemical stimulus involved in sensory perception of smell. Gene Ontology annotation, molecular function: olfactory receptor activity; odorant binding. The coding region runs from base 1 to 1155 and encodes 384 amino acids. The transcript has 9 exons. Lineage: Eukaryota; Metazoa; Arthropoda; Insecta; Lepidoptera; Cosmopterigidae. The record is from RefSeq and is a predicted model, not a curated record.
AUGGCUUUUCAAAAAAGGCACAAAAUUUUAAGAGCAUCAAUGUGCCUGGAUAGAAGCAUUGCUAUUUUAAAAUGUGCAGGCGUUUGGAUGCCAGACUUAGAUCGCCCAUGGAAUUUGUGCUAUACAAUUUUCGCCUGCCUUUUACAGUUCUUUCUAUUUUUCUGCAUUGUUUUAGCUGAAGUAAGCUAUGUAUUUACGGUGAUGGAUGAUACAAACCGUACAAUUGAAGCUACAGUACUACUUUUCACACACAUCAUCCAGGGCGUGAAAGUACUGACUAUCGUGCUGCGACAAGGUCGGAUCAAACGGCUUAUCAAAUUCAUUGAUGGACCUGACUUCACAACACUAGAUCCUCAAAAGCAUGAUGUCAUAGAGAAAACAAUUAAUAUUGCAACAAUCAUUGAACAAGCGAUAUUAGGUGCAGUCAUACCGGCUGCGAUGUUUUGGUGUAUAGUCCCUGCAUUCCAAUCUGAUACUUCCCUCCCUUUGAAGACUGUUUUUCCUUUUGAUUGGAAAAUAAAUCCUAUGUUCGCAAUAACGUACGUAUAUACUUCAAUCAGUGUAACAGUGCUGGCUGUAAGUGAUGCAGCUGAAAACUUCGUGGUAUCUGGACUGAUGAUCAUGGGAUCAGCUCAACUUGAUGUACUCAGCUUCGCUCUACAGAACAUUGGAAGAAAUGAAAACAACGCGGACUAUGAAGAGACAAUUACUUGUAUUAAACAUCAUCAAAACAUAAUAAAAUACGUUAACGAACUCGCAGAAAUAUUCGGAACAACAAUACUCUGUCAAUUUAUUACAAGUAGCAUCGUCGUUUGCAUGACACUUUUCAAAAUUACCUUAACAACGGAGGCUGUUGAAAUGGUUACGAUAAUAUUUUACCUUCUAUGCAUUUUCGUCGAGUUACUAAUGUACUGCUAUCCUGGUGAUUUACUUAUCAAUAAGAGUUUACUGAUAUCUGAAGCAGCAUUUCCCAACAACUGGUCUGGUGAUAUUCGGAGCCGACAAGCCUUGUUGCUGACAGCCUUGAGGGCACAGAAAGCCCUGCUAGUUAACGCUGGAGGGGUAUUGACAGUCUCAUUGCCGACUGCCGCUGCGGUGGUACGCUCAGCAUACUCUUAUUACACCGUUUUGAGACAGAAAAUGAAUGACAAUUAA